Exophiala oligosperma is the source of this 1200-nucleotide messenger RNA. RefSeq lists its product as uncharacterized. NCBI's taxonomy places the organism in Eukaryota, Fungi, Ascomycota, Eurotiomycetes, Chaetothyriales, Herpotrichiellaceae. The record is from RefSeq and is a predicted model, not a curated record. Gene Ontology annotation, molecular function: monooxygenase activity; FAD binding. The coding region runs from base 1 to 1200 and encodes 399 amino acids. The transcript has 4 exons.
AUGAAUACCAUACUCGUUGUUGGAUGUGGUAUCACAGGUUCCGUUGUGGGAACCAUGUUGGCCAAGAAAGGAUAUAAAGUGAUGAUUGUCGAGAGAGUAGCCAAAAUAGAAGAUGUCGGUGGUGCUUUGGCAAUUUGGCCGAAUGGGUGGAAAGUUUUGGACACAAUUGGACAGGCAAAGAUCGAUAACCCAUGGCGACACGGGGUCGAGUAUAAUUCCAAGGGAGAGCAAUUGGUCGAUUGGGAUCAGUCAUAUUUCAAGAAAAAGUAUGGUUUCCCAUCGAGUGCGCUACGAAGGUCGGAGCUGCAUUCGCGACUGAAACAAAAUGCUAUCGACCAUGGAGUCGAGGUACUCGAAGGUUGGAAGUUGAGUGAUAUUCAAGAAGUUGACAGUGGUGUCGUUGCGGUAUCUGAAGAUGGGAGAGAGGUUCAGGCCAAGUUUGUCAUCGGCUGUGACGGACUUCAUUCUGCGACGAGGAAGUGGGUUCUCGCAAAAAAGGGCAUUUCAGAGCCACAACCCGAUUUUACGGGGUUGGUCACGAUUGUUGGAUUCAGCCCUACUCCCGCGUCGAUAGAGUCGAGUACCGUGCUCGGCGUGUACGGAGACGAAAAGUACUUUGUCACCUACAAGGUAGAUGAGAAGUCGUGGUUGUGGGGCAUCAUUGAACCCGGGGAGCCCGAAAGAGAGUCUUGGAGGGAUAUUGACGACCUCGAGGCGCAAAAGGAGAAGCUGUUGAGUGAGAUGGUUGACUGGCCUGAGAUCACGAAAGGGUUGGUUGGGUCGACGAUGAACCUGGUGAGGUUUGGCUUGUACGAUCGUCCUGAAUUGCCGCCGGAGCAUUGGUAUCAUGGCAGAUGUGUUCUGGUCGGAGAUGCGGCACAUCCAACCAGUCCACAUUUAGGUCAGGGGGCGAACCAGUCGCUCGAGGAUUGCUGGCAUCUGGCUCAGCUGUUGCCAGAUGCAGACAGUCAGUGUGACAUUUCGGAAUUGAAGGAUGCUUUUCAGAAAUAUGCCGAGAAGAGACAGCCGAGAACAGCGGAGUUGGUCAAGGCUGCGAGACAGGGAGGGAAGAUACGAGUGGUCCAUGGAGAAGAAGCGUGUAGAAAGAGGGAUGGGAUGGUCAAAAGGAUGUAUGCCGACGAGGAAGCCAUGGCUGUGAGAGUACACAAUCUUUACAAGGAGCCAUUUGAGAUGUCAUAG